Colletotrichum aenigma is the source of this 693-nucleotide messenger RNA. It is a transcript of the gene sirN, whose product is annotated as N-methyltransferase sirN. The transcript is spliced from 2 exons. The record is from RefSeq and is a predicted model, not a curated record. Bases 1 to 693 code for a protein of 230 amino acids. Lineage: Eukaryota; Fungi; Ascomycota; Sordariomycetes; Glomerellales; Glomerellaceae.
AUGCAAGGCUACAUCAAAUACACCAAAGACUGUGAUGACAACAAGUCGGAAUCCGCUCGUCUGCAUGAUCAGCACGAUGUGCUUUUGCACGCCAUGGGUGACCGAGCCAUUCUUGCUCCCGUCGACUUCUCUCGGCGAUACUUGCGAAUCUUAGAUUCCGGCGCCGGCGAUGGUCGCUGGUUAUUGGACCUGCGACAGUACUUGGACGCAAAUGGAGCCGACGCUGGCACCUACCAUUAUGUCGGGACCGACAUCAAUCCUAGUCUUUAUCCCAAGUCACCACCCCCACACAUUGAAUUUUUUAAUCAGUCCAUCCUUGAAUCUUUCCCAACUAAGUGGCACGGGACCUUCGAUAUUGUACAUCAGCGCCUAGUCAUGGCGGCAGUGGCGCCUCCAGCGACAACCAUUACCUCUGUCGUUGCCGAAUUAGGAGGCUUGCUCCGUCCUGGGGGUUGGUUGCAACUUGUGGAGCUUGACAAUGACUGUACCUCUGAGAAUGGGCCGGCGUUACGGCGAUUGUUGUAUUAUCACCAGCAGAAUUCGGAAGCAGGCGGCCUCGGCCCAAAUCUUUCGGUCCACCUCAAGACUGCCAUGGAAAACAUCGACCUUGAGAAUGUAAAGCAGCAUUCGGUAGACGUCUUUUACGGGGCGAAGAAUCGAGGAGGUGAGGACCUCAAGGCGAAGAGGGUAUGA